CAGAGUUGAAAGUCAAACAGCACUGCAGCUCGUGAGCAUGGCGGUCCUGGUGGGACGCAGAUCCCUAUUGCAAGCCUUCCGCGUGCAGGUGGCAGAUCGGGACAGCGCGUGCAGGUUGGCAGCGACCUCCUCCUGCACGCGACACUACCUGUUCUCCCGAACAGUGUUUCCCGCGUCACGGCUGAGCGGCCAGGGAGUAGGAAUACGACACUACAGCUCCGACUCGAAGGACGACCUGCGCGUCAGAUACCUGGACGGAGAGGACGACGGUAUUGUUGUUGUUGGAAUAAAUCGACCAAAAGCCAAAAAUGCCAUCAGCAAAAAUCUGGUCAAAAUGAUGUUUGAGGCUGUGGAGGAUAUCAAGAAGAAUAACAAAGUGCGCAGUGUCAUUUUAUGCAGUUUGGUUCCUGGGAUCUUCUGUGCAGGUGCAGACCUGAAGGAGAGGGCUAAGAUGCACCAGAGUGAAGUGGGACCGUUUGUGUCCAAAGCACGAGCACUCAUCACAGAGCUGGGUAACCUGCCGGUACCAACAAUUGCUGCAAUUGAUGGGGCUGCAUUAGGAGGAGGCUUGGAAAUGGCCCUGGCCUGUGACAUCAGAGUUGCCUCAAAUACUGCGAAAAUGGGACUAGUGGAGACAAAGCUUGCAAUUAUUCCUGGAGCAGGUGGCACACAGCGUCUCCCCAGGGUGAUAGGCGUUUCUCUUGCUAAGGAGCUCAUCUUCGCUGCCAGGGUGGUGGAUGGAACAGAGGCGUGUCGCCUGGGUCUUGUCAGUAACUCUGUGGAGCAGAAUAAGAGCGGAGACGCUGCCUACCUGCAGGCUCUGCAGCUCGCCCGCGAGAUCAACCCUCAGGGUCCCAUUGCAAUAAGGAUGGCAAAACUCGCAAUCAAUCAGGGGAUCGAGGUGGAUUUAUCUACAGGUCUGGCCAUUGAAGAGGCAUGCUACGCCCAGGUGAUUCCAACUAAAGAUCGAUUGGAGGGAUUGGCUGCUUUCAAGGAGAAGAGGCGUCCUCACUUCAAGGGGGAGUGAGACAUCACUCCGCACAGAGACAGUUCUGUCUUCAGCGCUGCUCCUGUUCCACUGCUUCCAACAUAUUUAUGGGUGAAACUGUACACAUCAACGCAUUAACCCGUACAGUAUCCAGGGGACUGCAGGACAUUAGGAUUGAUCCUGGCUGCUGUUUCGGCCAGUGACUUAAAUGUUAAUGUGUAAAGCUGGGUAUGUCAACUGUCACUAAAGCAUUUGGAGAAACCAAGUGAAUUAACCAAGCAUUGGACACUGCUUCCCUGACUAAUGAACCAAUCCAAGAGCUGCUGAAAUGUCCAUAAAGUUAUGUGAAUUCUGCCGAUGAUUGAUGCUUCAGAAAGUCCGUCGCUUUUUUACUUUGGUAGAAAUGUACUACUGUGUUCAUGACACUGAAUAACACCAGAGGUGUCUGCAUGAAAUCAUUAAACAGCUGGUUUUUCCCUCA
Molecule: messenger RNA, 1469 nt
Organism: Seriola dumerili (greater amberjack)
Lineage: Eukaryota; Metazoa; Chordata; Actinopteri; Carangiformes; Carangidae
Gene: auh
Product: AU RNA binding methylglutaconyl-CoA hydratase
Exons: 10
Coding region: 38-1027 (329 amino acids)
Biological process (GO): fatty acid beta-oxidation
Cellular component (GO): mitochondrion
Molecular function (GO): enoyl-CoA hydratase activity
Source: RefSeq, a predicted model, not a curated record